AUGACGAGCGUGCCAACGACUCGAACCUACGAAAAUGCACAUAUUGCAAUGAUCAUACGUUUCCUGAUCAAGGACCGCCAGCGAACGCGUGCCAAGCCAAACCAGCCGCAACCUCCGCUCGAAUCAACUGCCUCAAAACAGGAGCCUAUAGACCAAGACGACCCGAGUUCUCAUGAAUCUGUGGCUGGUCAUGACAGUCAAGAGGCCAGCAGCCCAUCUUCGGAAAAGAAUAAGAGGAAGGAUGGGGUUCAUGGGUCUUCGCAUCCAAAGCGUAGCCGUGCUCGACAGCAACCGCAGGCUUCUGAUGCCAGCUAUGCUGAGGACACUGACUUCCAAAGAGACCCGGCACACAAGGCUGGUAGAUUAUGGACUCCUAAGGAAGGAGAAUCUGCGCCUCGACGGUCCGAUGGCGGGCGAUUCAAGGAGAGAGACGGGUCCGAUCUCCCCAGAGCAGCUUCUGAUCGGUCGUUCGAGCAUCCGCGUUCCUCGAACUUUGAUAACGCUGAGGUACUAAUCAAGCAGCCAAAGACACGCCCUAUUGGCCAAGAACAACUUGUUGCCGAGGUGAAGGGCAUCUACGCUGGACUCGAAAUGAUCGAGUUACAGUGCAUCGAGGUCGACAACGCUCAAAGUUCAAACAACGAGACCAAUCCCAAGCUGAACAAUGAGCAGUGGCAGGCAUUGAUCGGUCUACAUCGAACUUUGCUACAUGAACACCACGAUUUCUUCCUUGCCUCUCAGCAUCCUUUGGCCAGUCCGGGAUUGCGACGGCUCGCGAGCAAGCACGCAAUGCCGGAGCGCAUGUGGAGGCAUGGGAUUCAUUCAUUCUUGGAGCUUUUGCGUCAUCGUCCGCCCGCCUCGCUCGAACAUAUGCUUACGUUCAUUUAUUUGGCGUACUCUAUGAUGACUCUGCUGUAUGAGACUGUUCCAACGUUCCAAGACAUUUGGAUUGAAUGCCUCGGCGACUUGAGCCGCUAUCGGAUGGCUAUCGAAGAUGAUGAUCUUAAGGAUAGAGAGGUCUGGACCUCAGUCUCUCGCCAUUGGUAUUCAAAAGCUAGUGAUAAGGCUCCUCAGACGGGUCGUCUUUACCACCACCUCGCUAUUUUGGCUCGUCCAAAUGCUCUGCAGCAGCUCUUCUAUUACACGAAGUCUCUCUGCGUGCCACUUCCCUUCCUGUCUGCUCGCGAGUCAACCAUGACUCUGUUCGACCCGCAUCUCAAUGGCACACAGACCAGGCUGCAGGAGAUUGACGCAGCCUUUGUACGCGCUCAUGCAAUACUCUUUUCGGGCAAGAACACCGAGCAACUCUCAUCGUCUAUCAACGAGUUCAUCGACAGCUUAAACAACCACAUCGCACAUCACACUUGUCGCUGGCUAGAUAGAGCAUACUACAUUUCUAUCGCGUUGGGCCGAGCCGACGACGUAGACGUCCCAAUGAAAGGGACCGAGACUGUCGUCGCUCCGACACAGAAGUUCCUGGACGCUCUGGACUUUGCCGCUCGUACUCAUAACGUUGUGUUGAGACGAUUCGGCGACGAGAGUAUUCGACCCUACUUACACGUCACCCUCUCAUUCCUUCAACACUUGUCUCACUUCCCUGCAGCGAUGGAACUGGUAGAAAAGAUGAUGUCUUGGAAGCUCAUCGCUUUACUCCUGAAUACUAUCAUGCACACGAAUAUGCCUGCUGAAGCAUACAAGAUCAUCGAGUCGGAAGACUUCCCCCGGCCGGAUAAGGGUGACCCUCGUCCCCUGCCGGACGACUUUGCGCAGCGGGGCCUCCUAUGGGUUGAUGAGUACUAUCCCAACGAUUGGUUUUCGACCACAAAGGUGGAUGACGAUGAGAAGUAUCUCGAAUCCUCGUCAAUGAUGAGCGAGCGCUCAGUCCGCUGCCUUUGGCUAGGUUGUCGACUUGCAACAUCGGGCAAGUGGUUGACUUACAGAGAGGGGCACUUUCGGGCUACUUGCGAAGCGAGCGAACUGGGUUUGAAACGGAAGCCGUGGAAGUUGUAA
Molecule: messenger RNA, 2010 nt
Organism: Colletotrichum abscissum
Lineage: Eukaryota; Fungi; Ascomycota; Sordariomycetes; Glomerellales; Glomerellaceae
Exons: 4
Coding region: 1-2010 (669 amino acids)
Biological process (GO): nuclear-transcribed mRNA catabolic process, nonsense-mediated decay
Cellular component (GO): telomerase holoenzyme complex
Molecular function (GO): protein binding; telomeric repeat DNA binding; telomerase RNA binding
Source: RefSeq, a predicted model, not a curated record